Phycodurus eques (leafy seadragon) is the source of this 7416-nucleotide messenger RNA. RefSeq names its product endothelial PAS domain-containing protein 1-like. The record is from RefSeq and is a predicted model, not a curated record. Gene Ontology annotation, molecular function: protein dimerization activity; DNA-binding transcription factor activity, RNA polymerase II-specific; RNA polymerase II transcription regulatory region sequence-specific DNA binding. Lineage: Eukaryota; Metazoa; Chordata; Actinopteri; Syngnathiformes; Syngnathidae. Gene Ontology annotation, biological process: regulation of transcription by RNA polymerase II; cellular response to hypoxia.
CAUGUCACCGUGACGAUGGUUUUAAGGAUAAGCACAUCUCCAAGUGACCCCAAAGUUUUGAAUGGUAGCGUCGACCACAGUGACGAAAUAAAGAAAUCAAGUAGUACACAGCCAAGCCAACCAACAAAACCCCCGGGCACAUCAGUGAGGUCGACGGCAACAGAGGCGGCAGCAGGCAGGAGCAGCUCGGAGCGUCGCAAGGAGAAGUCCCGCGACGCCGCUCGCUGUCGCCGCAGUAAAGAAACGGAGGUUUUCUACGAGCUGGCUCGCCAGCUCCCUCUGCCGCACAGCGUCAGCGCUCACCUGGACAAAGCGUCCAUCACGAGGCUCGCCAUCAGCUUCCUGCGCACGCGCCGACUCUUUGCCAGCGGCUGCAACGGCGGCGAUGACGAGCACAUGAGCAGCUUGUACCUGAAGUCUCUGGAGGGCUUCAUCACCGUGGUAACGUCGGACGGCGACAUGAUCUUCCUGUCCGAGAACAUCAACAAGUUCAUGGGUCUCACGCAGGUGGAGCUGACCGGCCAAAGCAUCUUCGACUUUACGCACCCGUGUGACCACGACGAGAUCAGAGAGAACCUCAGCCUGAAGACAGCCAGCGGCGGCUUUGGAAAGAAGAGCAAAGAGCAGGGCACCGAGCGGGAUUUCUUCAUGCGGAUGAAAUGCACGGUGACCAACAGGGGGCGCACCGUCAAUCUCAAGUCGGCCAGCUGGAAGGUGCUGCACUGCACGGGCCAGCUGAAGAUGUACACGAGCUCCCCGCAGCGUCCGGCGUGCGGCUUGAAGGAGCCGGCGCUCACCUGCACCGUCCUGAUGUGCCGGCCCGUCCCGCACCCGGCCAACAUCGAGGCUCCGCUGGACAGCAGAACCUUCCUGAGCCGACACAGCAUGGACAUGAAGUUCACCUACUGCGACGACAGGGUGACGGAGUUGAUGGGCUACACACCUGACGAUCUGCUGGGCCGCUCGGUCUAUGACUUUUAUCACGCUCUGGACUCGGACAGCGUCACCAAGAGCCACCAAAACCUGUGCAGCAAAGGCCAAGCGGUGAGCGGUCAGUACCGCAUGCUGGCAAAGAGCGGCGGCUUCGUGUGGGUGGAGACGCAAGGCACCGUCAUCUACAACAGCCGAAACUCGCAGCCGCAGUGCAUCGUCUGCAUCAACUACGUGCUCGGUGACAUCGAAGAGAAGAGCACCAUCUUCUCCCUGGAGCAGACCGAGUCGCUUUUCAAGCCCCGACUGGCCGGCGGCGGGCUCUUCACCGGGGAGAACGGCGGCGAGCCGCUCUUCACCAAACUCAAAGAGGAACCCGAAGACCUCGCACAGUUGGCGCCCACGCCCGGGGACACCAUCAUCAGCCUGGAUUUCGGCCAUCCUCACUUCGAGGAGCCGGCGGCGUACCCCCAGCGCCCCGCAGCCUCCGUGCCCGUGCCGGGCACUCCGGCCUGGGCCUGCGAGACCCUCAAGAGCGCCCCGCUUCCGCCGGCCAGCUUCGCGGCUAACGCGGCCGCCACGUACACGGCCCACCAGAAGCCGUCGCCCUGCAGCGCCACCCCGACUCUGAGCAGCUGCUCCACGCCCAGCAGCCCCGGUGACUACUUCAGCACUACCGAUGGAGACCUGAAGGUGGAGCUAACGGAGAGGCUCUUUGCUCUGGACACAGAGGAUGGCAGUCCCGCUAACACUGAGAGGGACUUGAGCGACUUUGACCUGGAGACGUUGGCUCCUUACAUCCCCAUGGACGGGGAGGACUUCCAGCUCCAUCCCAUCAUCUCCGACGCCGCCGAGCCCCUGGAUGUGGGCUCCCUGGGGGGCGGCGGUGCCGCUAGCGGCGGUCUUCUUCCCUCCCAGCAGCAGAGUUUCAGCAACAUCGCCAGCCUCUUCCAGCCCCUCUCCUCGCCCCCCCGUCAGCAAAGACGCUACCGUCCGCACCCCGCCGCGUCCUGGGCUCCGGGCGAAGAGCGAGCCCCGGGUCAGGGGGCUCUGGACCCGAGGGCGAGGGCCUACGUGAUGGGGCAAGUGCGGAACCCGCCCUACCGAGCCCCCGCCAGCACCCCUCUGUCUUCAAUGGGGGGCAUUCAGAACCUGCAGUGGCCCCCGGACCCACUGUUGACUUGCAACAAGGCCUACCCCGUGGACGCCAUGGCAACCGAGCGACGGCCACCUUUCCAGCAGAACGUGCUGCACGUCACGCACCAAGAAAGGCGCAUGGAGGAUUUUGUCCACUACUACAGCGACAUGAAUGCGGCCAGCAACAUCAAGCGCUCCUUCAUUCAGAUGAUGGGUGAAGGUAAGAUCUCAGGAAGCAGCUGGAAGAAGAUGAGGGGCGACGUGGACCCCGGAGCGGGAUCGUUGCCUGAACCCGCGCCGGGCAGGAUGAUGCCGGGCAACCCAACUGCGUGUUUCAACACUCUGCAGCAACACAGGAAGUCCGGAUAUCCAGGAAAUAUGACAGGUCUGACCAGUCGCCUGCUGGGCCCGUCAUUGGAGCGCACCUUCCUGCCCGAGUUGACCCGCUACGACUGCGAAGUCAACGUGCCGCUGCAGGGCAACCUGCACCUCCUCCAAGGCUGCGACCUGCUCACAGCCUUGGACCAGGCCACCUAGAAGAAGCCCCUCCGACCCCAACGGCAACCGAACGCGACCCGGCCUCUGUGUGGACCGGAGGCCUGGCGAGAGCUUCGAUGCUAAGCUAACUCAUAAUCACAUCCUGCCUUAUUUAGUUCUCGGGGUGUCACGUCGUUAUAGCGGGACUCGCGCACAAAAACCCGCCUUCGCCCAUUCCGUCGUUCCCGAACUAUAAAUCUCGCCGUGGCCACACUAGCUGUGUGGCUAAUGCUAAUGCUAGCCACAGAAUUCAAACCUUUCCUCACAAUUUUUGCACCAUUUUGAACGCAAACUUGAGCCAAAAUGUAAUGGAAAAAAACACUGAGACAAGGCCAACUCGGGAAAAUAUUUGCAGCUUGGGUAUAUUGCAGAUACCUCGGGUCGAACAUUUCCAACGUGAAUAAAUAAUAAAUACAUUGUAUAAAUGGGUACAAAUGACCCGUUUUCUGGGUCUCAGGAACCACAUUUGGACCAUUUUCAACGCAAAUUGUGCCAAAAUGUCAACAGAAAGAAGAAGAAACGCUUUAUUACAAUUUUGCAUCCCAAAGAGAGCCUUUUUUUUUGGGGGGGUUGGUUUUUUUUUGUCGUGCCUGACAAAAAUGAGCGUAUGAUGUCCUUAAAGUCCAAAAUUUGUAGGUCAAAACGUCUUUGAAAGAAGCAUUUGUAGUUCCCUUAUGAUGUCACUCGCGCUCGUUAAAGAAGAGCGACUCUGUUAAAACUGCUGUAAAACAAAUUUCAAACAAACUUUUAUACAUAUAUAUAUAUAUAUAUAUAUAUAUAUAUAUAUCGCGCUAUUAUCCGAUCCGACACGCUAAUUCAAAAGAGCGUCAUGCAAUACACGUACGCGAACCUUGAUGUGCUACACUCGUAUUAUUCUACUUUGUCGGAUGUUAUGUUAUAGCGUGAGCGCAGGGUGUUUUUGUUUCCUUACCUUUUUUUUGUUGUUUUGCAAUUGUCACUUGUCACAAGGCUAAAGCUGAGCUAGCUGGGAGGAUUGCAGCCACAUUGAAAUGAAAAACAAAACCAAAAACCAAAAAACGGAUCAAUUACGUCGUACAAUUGCGUGUAAGGGAAUAUGUAAUCGUUAAGAAGAAAACGUAAUUGUAUAAUUAUGACGUUACUGUUUUUCGUGAACAUGUAUGACUGAAAGAACACGUUUAGAUGUUUACCUAAUUUAAUCUUUAAAGAAAUGUAUAAAAUUAGGACUGCCUUCUUCUAAUAUUUUGGCUUUCUUUGUAAAAUGAGUGCUGUAUUCUCUGAAUGUUACAAAUGUAUUUGUUUUUUUUAAUUGGCACUUUAUUCCCAUAGUUCAAUGAUUGUCAUAUUAAUGUCUUUAUGCUUUUAAGAUGAUCUCUUUAUUCUUGUAAAAUUGCGACUUCUUCCACAUACACAUCAAACUUUAUUUUCUCAUUAUGACGAAUUUAUUGUAAACUGAUCACUCGUACACUUACUGUACGCUUGUUGCACUAAAUUAUAACUUUAGUUUUGGACAAUUCUCAUAAGAUUCCAACAUAAUAAUUUUUCAAUUAGGACUAUUCUUGUAAAAUUAUAACUGUAUUAACUUUGAAACAAAACAGAAUUUACAUUAUUAUAUGAAUAUAUUUUGACCUCGUUCUUGUGUUUGAUCUCGUAAAAUUACGAAUUUAUUUUUGUAAAAUUGCGACUAUUCCCUGAAACCUUUUUUGCACCUUUUUUUUCCCUUGUAAAAUGAUUCUAUCCAAUUUUUGGUCAUAAAAUGACAGCUUUAUCAGAGUAAUGUUUUAUUUUUGUAAAAUCAACUUUAUUGUUGAAAAGGAACCACUUUAUUCUCAUGAAAUCCUACUGUAAUUUGUCAUAAAAUGACAACAUUAAUAAUACAUAUUCUCGCAAGGUUACAACUUUAUUUUCUUGUAAAUGACUUUAUUCUUCAAUUUUUCCCUCAUUAACGUCUGACUGCAUUAUAUUAUUUUGGCUUUGUCAUAAAAUGACCACUUUAUUCUCGCACAAGCCCAAUUGUGAUGAAAUGAUGAUUACUUGCUGAAAACAAUGAAGUUGAUCAGUUUGAACGUGCCAUAUCUCGUCUUUGUGGUGCAUGGAAUGAAAUAUAGCUCGAACAGGAUUUGCGGAUCAUUGGAUUCUGUUGAUUUUUCUUACGUCCCAACUUGAUAGGAAUCGGGGUUGUAAUAUUAUCAAGCUUUGAAAAUGACGACUUUAUUCUCGUACAAUUCUUCGAUAAUUUGUCAUAAAAUGACUACUUGACUUUAUUCUUGUCAAAUUCCCUUGAACAACUUUAUGUUCCUGUGGAUUGGAAUUUGAUCCUUGUAAAAUUCCACUACUUUCUUUAUCAUUAAUAUUUUCACUUGAAGUCAAUACUCAAAAGUCACCAAAUUCUUCUAGCGGUAAUAAUAUGACUCGGAUUUGACGCAAUGAUGGCCAUUUUUCGAGUACUUCUUGACUUAAUCUCUUAAUUGUGUGGUUCUGAUCUCUUGAAUGGAUGCGUCCUUGUAUAUAGUUGUUGUUGUUGUAUUUGGACUGUCGCCCUCAUAAUUCAUUAUUUGUAUUUUUAUUUUUUUUCAAUGUGGCCCUAAUCCUCCUCGGUUACAAUUGUGCGGGGUCGGGCCGGGGGUCAUUGAGUGGAAUUUGCGCCCACCGUGGCAAUUUUGGAGGGAUUUUUGGAUCCGACCGAUGCCAGCGGACAAAGAGGUCGUUCGGUGUUCCUCUGCUCUUUUUGCGCUUAACGUGGACCCCCGACCAUCCCCAACAUGCCUUUCUCGCAUUUGUAUUUAUGCCCAAUCUAUUUAUGUAGCUAGCAGCAGAAGCCUUAUUUGACUCUCUUUUUUUUUUUCCCCGCUCCUUCGAUGUCAAAGCCUUUGGCCAAAUGAUGUCACGAAUAUCCCCAAUGUCGUCUUUUUCGCCUCUUGGCAUGUUCCCGUAUAUUUUCUCUUGUUUGUUGAAAUGCGGAGGUAGUUGUUGUGGCGCGGUGACCGCUUUUCACCCGUAGAGCUUUGCACACGUGCACGUGGCGCAUUCCGAAUGUAGUCGGUGGACUCGUAGCGUCGAGGUGUCCUGGUACGUGGUCCGUCACCUUCUUUGUUUCUGUUCCCUCGUCUUGGCCGGCCAGUACUUCUUCUUAAUGUUUCCUUCUUUCUCUUUGUGCUUGAAGAACGUUUAAGUCAAAAAAGGAUGCAAAGUUCUUUGUCACGUUCCAGACAUGUAGCAUUUUUUUGAUAUUGUAAAGGAGGUCCGGCAGCCAUACGGCGGCGGUGUCCUGUCGUUCUCAUGUAGUUUGUAUGUGCCAUCGAGUUCACGCGCACGUCUGCAUCUAACCGACACGCUGCAUUGAUAUUAAUAUUUCUAUUGGUAUUUCUAAUUGUAUUUGUAUCGAUAGUUGAUAUACAAGUGCUCUUCAAUUACAGAACAUGCUGAUAUUUUCUGGAAGCUUCGGUUGGUUCCCCCCCCCCCCCCCCCCCCCCCCAAAUGUGGCCCAGUCCCGUCAAGCCCUCCCUUCAAGUGCAAACUCGGGGAACCCAUUCUCACCCCCGUAGAGCCCACAUAGUCCUAUAAUUCCUAAUCCCUACUAGAAUCUGAAUAGGCCCACCAAAAGCCUAUCGAAACUCGCUUGAACCCACAGGAUCCCAGUGAGUCACUACUAAAAUCUUAAUAAGUGCCCACUCUGGCCCACAUAGUCUAGACCUCUCUCGAACCCACUUUGACUCGACUAGAACCCUUGUAGCCCCCCCUUCAUGAACCACAGUAAUCCCCCUCUACAACCACCAGAGUGCCAGAAGACCCACGUUAACCCAACCCAGAACACCCGAGGUCCCUGUUCCAACCCAUUCCGACUCCUACUAGAGCCCACGACGUCCCCCGCUCGAUCCCUUGUAGUCUCCAUUUGAACCUAUGCUUGACUCCACGAGAACCCACAGGGUCCCAUUCUCGAACCCACUCUAACCCCAGUACAAAGUAUACAAUCUGCGAGAACCGACGUCAUCUAGAAAGACCCACUUCGACCCCAUGCAGAACCCGUGUAGCCCCCACUAGAACCCCCUGGUGACUUGGCUCAGACCUUUUUGUCUUUUAAGGUUCUUCAGCCAAUCAAAGGCCUGAACGGGUCUGUUUGUCCACGACGCUGCUUGUGAGUUUUUAGUAAAAAUCGAUCGUAUUGAAGACGAAGCGCUCAAAGGGUCCUUUGAAAAUUGGGAUUUGUCAACAAUAUAGCUGUUGAUGUAGAGAUUUGUCAUCGCGCUAGUUAGCAUUAGCCGAACUGUGUAAACGUACGUGGGAAGAGUUGGUGAACGGACGUGGCGGUAAGUGGGACUCGUCGUCGUGGGAACGUUAGCCGCAGUCCCGCCGGCCGCUUUGAAAAGUUUCCGAACGUCCUCAAAAUGGACGUUUGUGAAGCUAAUGCUAGUGGAAGUGUGGCUAACGUUGUAACCGAUGGCCUUUGUCUCGAGUUUGACACCAGAAGGCUCGUCACCAGCGUUAGUGCUUAACACUGCCGUGCUCCUUGAAGGGACCACAGUGGACCCUCCGAUCGCCCGUUCCCAAGCGCAACCUUCCGGAAUGAUCGAGACGAUAUCAGCAUGUUGUGUCAUUUGUGUCGAAAAACAGGGUUUUAGUUUUUUUCACUCUGGGAUCCACGUUGAACUUCUUGUAUUGUUGAGUUCACUGAGCCCGUUCUGCUUUUGUAUAUGCUACAAACCCUUACGAUAUAUACAUUACGCAGUUCAUAUACUGUAUUAUUACCAUUGUUAUGAUGGGGAAUUUAACCCGCUCAAAAGUUUGUCUUUUCUGCACUGAUAUCUUGUUAUUAAAACAUAUUAUUGAUCUUAA